This is a messenger RNA of Vespa crabro (European hornet), 951 nucleotides long. RefSeq names its product mitochondrial pyruvate carrier 1-like. Gene Ontology annotation, cellular component: mitochondrial inner membrane. Gene Ontology annotation, biological process: pyruvate import into mitochondria. The record is from RefSeq and is a predicted model, not a curated record. The coding region runs from base 350 to 673 and encodes 107 amino acids. NCBI's taxonomy places the organism in Eukaryota, Metazoa, Arthropoda, Insecta, Hymenoptera, Vespidae. The transcript is spliced from 3 exons.
AGAUAAGGUUCGCGAUGAAUUUUUAUAUAUUUCGAUAAAUUAUUAUUGAUUACUUGAAUUGAUAAUAUCGAAGUUCUGUAUCGCCUUACUUCGCAUCGAUGCUUUUUAACAUUUCAGUGCGAUUUAUCGCGAUGCAUUAAUUUCAAAAGCGUAUUAAACUGUUUUCAUUACUUUUUACAAAGGAAUUAUUUUGAUUAUUUUUACGAAAUAUCAAAUAUCUAAUCGUUAAGAUUAAUCAUAGACGAGAGAUUCUUCGAUUCUAACUUAUCAAACAAUCUUACUACAAAUAGUCACAUAUAAUUUUAUAAAACUUAAGUUAUUACGGCAAGUUAUUAUAUUCCUCUUCGUCAUGGCCAGCAAAAAAUAUAAAUCUUUGUUUAGCAAAGAAAAUAAAGAUUAUUUUAUGAGUACACACUUCUGGGGACCGGUAUUCAACUGGAUGAUACCUAUAGCAGCUAUAGCAGACACGCAAAAGCAUCCGAGGAUCAUUAGCGGCAAGAUGACUUUGGCACUGACGUUAUACUCGCUCACGUUCAUGAGAUUUGCUAUAAGGGUACAACCAAGGAACAUGUUACUUUUCGCAUGCCACGGUGUUAAUGCAGUGGCUCAAUUAACACAAGGCUGUCGAUAUCUUCACUAUCACUAUGGUACAAAGCCAGAGGAGGGAGAAUGAUAUUGUGAUCGUAAAAAAGUGAUGAAAAUACAAUAUGUAUUUCUGUUAUGAAAAUUGAAUUAGUUCAAUCGAUUAAUUAUAUGCGUACUUAUUAUACGCCAUCGAUUAAUUAUACAAAAACAAAAAUUCAUAGAAUGAUGUGAGAUGAUAAAAGAGAAAAUCUAAACGUAUCAACAAAGAUGAAUACUCACAGAUAGAUUCGUAAAAAGAAGAAAGAAAAAAGAGAAAAAAGAGAAUAAAUAAAUAAAAAAAAAAAAGAAAAAAGGAAAAAGGAAAAA